GCCUAAAUUCUACAAAUACAAAAGAAAAAUAAGUAUCUUUGUAUCCAAGUGACAGAAAUCCUGACCUAACAAGGACUAUCGAGGAGAUAGGAUUGCAAUUUAUUAAACCCCUUCACUCUCUCUCCAGUCUCGUGCCGGAAAUUUCAGAUUGGCGAAGGAGAAGGCGAUAUUGUGUCGAUUCGUACUUCAUAGCAGGAUAUAUCUCUGAGUAUCUGUGUGCGUGCGAAAGCAAAUAGGGGAGAUCUCUGAAUGAUCGUAGCAAGCAAGCAAGCAAGCAUAUUGUUAUCUAAAUUGUGAAGGCCCCGAAUUGGGACUGGAUAAGUUGUUUUGCAGUAUUUGUAGUAACAUAUAUCAUCUUCAGUUGAAUAUCGAAUAAGGAACGGUAUGGACAACUGGAUCAUUAAAAAGAGGAAGAUGGUACGAUGUACCUCUUCUAACAAGCAACAAAAGAGAGAAGAGCAUAUGAAGGAUGGAAUCAGUGGAUUGCCGGACGAAAUCCUCAUUGCUAUCCUGUCUCUUUUGACGCUUAAAGAAGCUGCAUGUACUAGUAUUCUCUCACGCAGAUGGAGAUAUUUAUGGAGAUAUAUAACUGCUAGUUUGAACUUUGAUUCAAAGACAUUACUUGCUCCUGCAUAUUAUGAUAGUUAUUUGUAUCAAGCGGGACCUAUAGAUUAUGAUGCUUUAGCAUCUAAAGAUGAAGAAAAUCGUACUAAGUAUGUAAGUUGUGUGAAUGAAGUCUUGAAAUUUCAUCUUGGCUCCUAUAUAGACGAAAUGAGGAUUUCUUUUGAAUUCCGUGGGCACUACCCUUGUGAUAUCGAUGAUUGGAUCAAGUUUGCAAUGGAAAAGGGUGUUCAAAGGUUUGAAUUGGAUUUGUUGGCUGGCAUUCAACCGGGACCGUGGAUGCAAUUAUACGAUUUUCCAAACAUGGAGAACUUCAAAUUCUCAUCUAUCACUUCACAUAGGCAUCAUGUGCCACGGACUAUUGGUUCUGCAGCUGGCUUUUAUUCCCUAGCGGUCCUUCGUCUGCUUGGUGUUAAUAUCAUGGAUGGGGUGAUUGAGAAUUUCGUAUCCAACUGUCCGUUUCUUGAGCAAUUAUGCAUUGUGGGUACAACAUAUCUAGUGAAUAUAAAAAUUGCUGGUCCAUCACUCAAAUUGAAGAGCUUAGAGAUAUCUCACUGCCACAGUUUGGAAAAUCUGGAAAUUUCUGCAAUGAAUCUUGUUUCAUUCAGCUACUCUGGUCGAGAUAUAAGUGUGGCUUUUAAAAACGUUCCUCUUCUCUCUGAGGUAUCUAUCCGUGGAGAAUUCUGUUCAUCCUUUGUUUUUGGAUCUUGCAAGCAUUCCAGCUACAUUCCUCAAAUAGAAAAGCUCAAGUUACAAGCGUUUGAUGAGGACUUUCUUCAGUUCCCCAAGUAUUUCCGUGAGCUAGGGAAUCUCAAGCAAGUGGAAUUAUAUAUUCUAGGAUUUAUUGGUUGCAGCCUUCUAAGUCUCACUUCUGUGAUUAAGGCAUCUCCUAAGCUGUCUAAGUUUUCUCUUCGGAUGAUUCUGGCAGAGAAUGGUGAACAGGUAAUAAGGGAUGGUCAAAUAGCUGCUGAAAAAGAGGCGACAAAAUGUCAUCAUCAAUGCCUUAAGGUGGUGGAAUUAAUUGGGUUUGUUGGAACUAGCAGGGAAAUUGAUCUUGUUAUGCACAUACUUGAGGUUGCUCCAUCAUUGGAGAAAUUAAUAAUUGAUCCCCGUCCAGUGUUAUACAUCGUCGGACAUCCAGGGGAUGUUAGGAGAAUGGAAACUGGUAAAGAGCGUGCGCUUCAGUUAAAAACGAGAUUACCUGCGACAGUUAAAUUAGUGAUUCUUUAGUUGAAUUUAUGGUGACUAUUUACUUAUUCGUCUCAUGUUAUUUGCGGGAUUACGAUUGAAAGUAAAGCUAAGCUUCUAUGACUGGCUUUGGAAAGUGUAAAAUAGUAUUGGAUUAUAAAACCCUCAAGGUAUGUUUGGCA
Molecule: messenger RNA, 1991 nt
Organism: Cornus florida
Lineage: Eukaryota; Viridiplantae; Streptophyta; Magnoliopsida; Cornales; Cornaceae
Product: putative F-box/FBD/LRR-repeat protein At5g62970
Exons: 7
Coding region: 385-1851 (488 amino acids)
Molecular function (GO): protein binding
Source: RefSeq, a predicted model, not a curated record